Molecule: messenger RNA, 2046 nt
Organism: Antechinus flavipes (yellow-footed antechinus)
Lineage: Eukaryota; Metazoa; Chordata; Mammalia; Dasyuromorphia; Dasyuridae
Gene: TTC31
Product: tetratricopeptide repeat domain 31
Molecular function (GO): protein binding
Source: RefSeq, a predicted model, not a curated record
CCAAGGAGUGAGCGCUUAGUCUAGACUCGCCCCGCCCAGUCUUGGCCUGAGCUUUGGAGGCGAGUGAUUCCCUCGUUCUGCUUCCGGGGCACCGAAGGCGGGAGAUGGCGCCAGUUCGAAAGAGCGACAGGCGCUUGCAUCUGGCUUGCCCCAUCCAGGACAAGCCCCCGCCUUGGGAUGCCGACCCCAGGUUCUGCCGGGAGUUUGGGCCUGAGGAUUAUGGAGAUGAGGACAUAGUAGCUUUCCUUCGGAGGCUCAUGGCACGUGACCCUCAUGGCCGACACCGAAUCCGAAUGAAUGGAAACAGUGGUAGACUACAGCUGUGGCAUUAUGACCCCAGCCUGGAUGAUUUCUAUGAUGAGGAGGAGGAAGAAGGGGAGGGGGAAGGGGAAGGGGCCAGGGGUAGGAGUAAAAUUCAGAGUACCCUUUGUGGUUUCCAAAAGUCCCUUUUAUGCCACCCCUCUAGAACUUGGUCCAGUCCCAGCCCUAGCCCCCCACCCCGGCCUUGGUCAAGUCCCAGCCCCCCACGAUCAGCCUUUUCCCGUGGCCGUCCUCCCAGCCCUCUUGGCCCAUCCCUACUCCAACUGGAAAUGCCCCAGAAGCUGUUGGUGACUGAGGAGGAAGCUGACCGCUUGGCUGAGGAGCUUGUGGCUGAGGAGGAGCGAGCAAAGAGACGAGCAGAAAAGAAACGACUAAAGAAGAAGCGACAGAAGGAGCGGAAACGUCAGGAGCGAAUGGAACAGGAGAGUGGGGUGGGCAAGCAGGUAAUGGAUGGGGCUGCAGCAGCAGCAGGCCCAGCAGCAGGGGCAAGCAGACUUACCUCCAGCCCCCAAAGCCCUAGUCAGGGUAGCAGCAAUGAAGAAGAAGAAUUGGAUUUGUCAAGCACCUUUGUGUCCCAAGCCCGGCGCAAGGUUGGUGACAGACCUCCAAAUACCCGAAGAGAUAAAGGGUAGCCUGAGCCCCACAGCUGGAGCUGCCAGAGCCCGAGCCCACAGGAAGGGAGCAGGCGUCUGAGUCCUCAGCCAGAGGCACUCCCUGGAUUACAGGCAGCUGCCUUAAGGCAGAGCCAAGAGUUAGCAGAGCUGGGUACAGCUGCAGCCUGGAGGGGCUUGUAUCAGGAAGCUGUGCUCCUCUUCACGAAAGCUAUAAAGCUCAACCCUCGGGAUUACAGACUCUUUGGGAAUCGGUCGUUUUGCCAUGAGCGGCUGGGCCAGCCUGGUUGGGCCCUGGGGGAUGCAAGAGUUGCCCUCAACCUGCGACCACAAUGGCCCCGGGGCCUGUUCCAGUUGGGCAAGGCUCUGGUGGGACUACAGAGGUUCAAGGAAGCAGCUGAUGUGUUCCGAGAGACUUUGGCCAUGGAUAAGUCCCAACCAGAUGCUGUCCAUGAACUCCAGCAGUGCCUCCUUCAGCUCAGUCUGCAGGAACAUCAAGGGGGAAUCCACGGUGCAGCUUUGAAACCCAGGACUCCACAGCAGCUACCCCACUCAGAGGCUGGGGUCCAGGGGUUACUCCCUCUAAGUCAUUCUGCUGCAGUAUCCUCUCAGAUCCAAGGCCUCCUGCCUCCUCCACGGUUCCCCUCUGCUUGGCCCAUCACCCAGACUCAGAGUGGUGGUUUCUGGUCCUCCCAGCUUCAGGAUUUCGCCAAGGCAAGGGGCAUUCUAGGACAGCCACCACGCCUGCCUCCAUCCAGAUUUGGUCCCCGACCGUUUAUCCUGCCGGUCCCGGUUCCAGUUCUAUUACCUUCAGUCCAACACCUUCAAUUGCCAAAAACCUGGAGCCUCUAGCAAAGUUUCAAGGCCAGUGCAGCGUGUGUGAGCUUCAUAUGGGCCCCCAUUUAGGACCCUGAAGAUGAUUGCUGUUACUAGGGGCCUGUGUGUCCUAAGGCUCUGGGUCAGGGCUCACCUCCAGCCCGAUGCCUGGUGUCUAAUGAAGGUACUGUACUGGCCAGAUUUGGUUACUGGCAGAUGAGGCAGAGCUUUGUGUGCUGGACCCCCUUGCAUUCCAAGUCCAGGAACUGAGCUUAAUAAAAUGUUCUUCAGCCUCAAA